Molecule: messenger RNA, 648 nt
Organism: Hypanus sabinus (Atlantic stingray)
Lineage: Eukaryota; Metazoa; Chordata; Chondrichthyes; Myliobatiformes; Dasyatidae
Product: metalloproteinase inhibitor 3-like
Exons: 5
Coding region: 1-648 (215 amino acids)
Biological process (GO): negative regulation of membrane protein ectodomain proteolysis; negative regulation of endopeptidase activity
Cellular component (GO): extracellular matrix
Molecular function (GO): protease binding; metalloendopeptidase inhibitor activity
Source: RefSeq, a predicted model, not a curated record
AUGAACACCCUGAUGACUGGUUUGCUAUUCUCACUGCUACUAAUUCUGACUUUGAGGCUACAGGAGCUCGUGGAUGGAUGUACCUGUCUUCCAGUUCAUCCACAAAUUACAUUUUGUAAUUCUGAUAUAGUGAUACGAGCGUUAGUCACUCGUAAAUGGCCGAUUUCUUCCAGCGAAUCCAGUGUAAUCCAGUAUACAGUAAAACAAGAAAAGAUGUACAAAGGAUUUGAAAUGAAGAAAAUGGUGGACUAUAUUUACACAUCUUCCAGCUCUUCUCUAUGUGGUAUUGAGCUGGAAACCAAUAUCCAGUACCUCAUAACAGGCCAUUUCGAUAUUCAGGGGAUCGUUCAUAUUGGGCUCUGCAAUUGGAUUGUUCCAUGGGAUGACCUAACUUCAUUACAGAAAUGGCACCUGAAGUGGAACAAAUAUGAAACUGGCUGCUCCUGUCAAAUUGUCAGCUGUCCCAGUGUACCAUGCUCCUCUCCAACAAAGACCCAAUGUAUUUGGACUGACCUGGUAUAUGAGAAAACUCGAACUGGAUCACAGGCAAAGAACAGUGUCUGCUCAAAGGAGGAUGAUGGCUCCUGUCACUGGUCCGAUGAAGGAUCAGCCAGCAUGAAUGAAAAUAUCUACUAUGGUGAACCUUGA